AUGUUUGUUAUAAAAAAAAAUUUAACUUUUAAAAAAUUUUUUUCAACAACAAAUAUUUUAUUAAAAAAAUUUAAUAAUAUAAAUAUAUGUGAUAAUAAAAAAGGAAUUCAAUUAGAAAAUCAAGAUGGAGAAAUAAUAAAAAUACCUUUAAUUUGGUUACGUGAUCAUUGUAAAAGUGAAAAAUCUUAUACAUGGAAAACAUUUCAAAAAAAUGUUAUAUUAAACGAUCUAUGGAAACAAUCAGAAAUUAAUAAUAAUUCUGACAUAAAAUUUGACAAAGAAAAUCAAAAAAUAUUUAUUAAAUGGAAAGAUGGUCAUAAAAGUGAAUAUGAUAUUAAAUCAAUCUUAAAAUCAAAUACUUAUAAAAAUAAUCAAAUACCAGAAAAAAUUUUGUGGAAUAAAAAAUUAUUUAUUUCAAAUUCAAAACCAUUAUCAUAUAAUAAUUUAGAUGUUAGAGAAUUUUAUAAAGAAUUUUUUAAAUAUGGUUUAGUUUUUAUUAAUGAUGUACCAUAUCAUGACUCUAAAUAUACAAAAGAACUUUGUGAAAAAAUUGCCUGUAUCCAAAAUACAUUAUUUGGUUCAUUUUGGGUAUUUUCUAAUUCAAGUACAAAUAAAGAUGAAGUUCACGCUGAUACAGCUUACACCUCAACAUCAAUAGGUUUACAUACAGAUGGUACAUAUUUUCAACAAACCCCAGGUAUUCAAGUACUUCAUUGUCUUCAAAAAUCAAAAAGUGGUGGUGAAAAUAUUUUAACUGAUGGUUUUUAUUGCGCACAAAAUCUUAACAAAAAAUAUCCUACUUAUUACAAAUUUUUAAGUAACAAUAAAUUUUAUCAUCACUAUAAAGAAUUACCUAGUGAUAAUACAUCAACAGGUUAUCAUAGUGUUAAUUAUUCAAAUAUCAUUGAAACAUCAAAUGAUGAGAUAAAGCAAAUAAGAUUUAAUCCUUAUGAUAGAAUGGAUAUAACUAUUGGUAGAAGUGAAGAAGAUUACAAUAACUUAAUGAUUUUUUAUCAAUCAUAUACAAAGUUUAAUGAAAUAUUAAAUGAUGAAGAUAAUACUUUAGAGAUAUCUUUAAAUCCAGGUACUGUAAUGUUUAUGGAUAAUAAACGUAUCCUUCAUGCAAGAAAAGAAUUUGAAGGUAAAAGAAUUAUGUGUGGAGCAUAUUUAAAUUAUGAUGAUAUGGUAGCAAGAGCUAAUAGUCUUUUUGAGGGUAACAAAAUUGAAUAUUUAUAA
This is a messenger RNA of Strongyloides ratti, 1236 nucleotides long. RefSeq names its product Trimethyllysine dioxygenase, mitochondrial. Gene Ontology annotation, molecular function: trimethyllysine dioxygenase activity; iron ion binding. The record is from RefSeq and is a predicted model, not a curated record. NCBI's taxonomy places the organism in Eukaryota, Metazoa, Nematoda, Chromadorea, Rhabditida, Strongyloididae. Gene Ontology annotation, cellular component: mitochondrion. Bases 1 to 1236 code for a protein of 411 amino acids. The transcript is spliced from 2 exons. Gene Ontology annotation, biological process: carnitine biosynthetic process.